UAUGGCAGCUUGACGUAACCGGGUCGUUGUGUCUUUCUCCAACAAUCGUUCAGAUGGAGAGUUCACCUCGUUUUAUCAACAAAUUGCAGCCAGUAAAGUUCGGAAAGAAAGUGACAUGAGUGCUCUUCAGCCCGAUGAAGGCGACGUAAGUGAAAGAGAGCUUCUUGUGGAUGACAUCCAGCGCAUUCGCGAAGCCCUCCGUGUUACAGCUGAUGCAGUCAACAAGUUGUCUUCUGAAGAUGAAGAAGACGAUGAAGAAGACGAUGAAGAGUUCGAAGAAGAGGAAGAAGAAGAAAAUGAACAACCUUGCGCUGAAAACGCAAGCCUGAAACAUCAAACUUCUUUCAAGUUGCCACAUCAGACAGAGAAUUUUCUCUCUGCUUCAAAACAUGGUUUUACACUCACCAGUGAAGGAGAAGUACUUCAGGAAGAGAAUUGUAAUGGGCAAGAAGAAUUGAAUGAAAGGACACCAUUUGCCUUGACCUCUGUGGACAAUCAAGGACUUAUCAGUGGGUUGCCAUUCCAGGCACAAGGUGACACUGAUUCAUUGACAUCUCAAAACCAUAAUUUUUCUUCAGAAGAGGUCAUCUUGACUGAAUUACAACCAGUAUGUUUUCAACCCCCUGUUUGUAAUCUCAAUACCAGUCAAGGAGGACAUACUGCUAAUAGCUGGCCAGUGGAGUUGAACCAACAUCACCAUCAGCUACAAGAGGAGCAUGGUCCACAGUACAAUGAUGAUGCUGACAAGGAGCUCGACUGUGAUUAUGGGAUGAGCAGUGAAAUUCAACAGUGCUUGAGUUUGAACAGAGACUAUCAAUUGGUAAUAUUGGAUGAACUUGAAAGAAUAGAACACGCCCUAAAACGGAACAAACAGAAGCAGAUGGGAUUGCAUCAAAUGAGAGCAAACAAAGAUGACACAAAACCUGAGCCUCAUACAUUAAUCAAGUUUGCCAAUCCUUAUUUUAAAGAUUCAAGUUCACUGGGACCUCCAGAUAAUGAUGACACCAAGAUAAAGAGGCAAAGUUCUCAGGUUGGAGGCUACCAGAUUCCAUCCAGAUGCUGGAAUUUGAAGGAGCAAAACAGUCUAGCUGAGGGAGUCAGAAUGCAAAAUUUGGAAAGUAAACUUUCCCCUGUGCUGCAAAAGAUCAAGAAAUUGGAAGGUAAGAAAGAGAAAACUAAGAGGGAAUUGAAAGAACUUGAAGAUCUCAAAGCAGAAAGUGUAAGGAUUAGAAAUUUAGGAAAGGAAACACUGGAACGAGAUCUAGAGGAUAUCGACUGGGACAAAUUAAGCAGCAAAUAUCUUCCAAAGCGAUCAGGCCUUGAGUGCCGUUUGCAGUGGUGCAACUUUGGACAUCCUGAUGUCAACAGAACAGCAUGGACUAAAGAAGAAGACAAGAAGUUAAUAAAACUGGCAAAAGACCCCCAAAAUACCUGGGAUAUUAUUGCUCAAAAACUGCAGACCAAGCGCACACCUAUUCAUUGUUAUGAGCGUUAUCAGAGAAGCCUUAACAAGAAUCUUCUAAAGAGUAAGUGGAGCCCAGAAGAUGACCAGCAGUUGCUUGAGGUUGUACGUAUUGUCGGCCUUGGAAACUGGCCAAGAGUGGCCAGUUUCUUAGAAGGUCGCCAUGGAGACCAGUGCUUACACCGUUACACACAAACACUGCAGAUGGUGAGGAAAGGAAAAUGGGAAAAACAUGAAGACGAGCUUCUGAAGAAGGCUAUUGACAAGUAUGGGCCGUGUAACUGGAGUAAACUUUCUGAUAUGGUUCCUGGAAGAUCAGGUCCUCAGUGUCGAGAAAGAUGGGUAAAUGCUUUGGAUCCCAAAAUAGAGAAAGGACCUUGGACCAAAGAGCAGGACAAAGACCUUUUGGAAAAUGUGAACAAAUUUGGCAAAGGAAAUUGGUCUAAAAUUGCACGUGCCAUGGGUAAUCGAACUGAUAAUCAAUGUUGGCGCCGAUGGAUUGUGAUCUGCAAGGAUGAUUCGUUACACUAUCGUCAAAAUACACUUCGCAAGAGAAGAGAACUGGUAGCCAACUUCACUGGAAGAAGACAAGAAAGACCGGAACUUGAACCUGAGGAUCUUGACAUUCCAGAUAUCCCUGUUGUGAGGAAACGCAAAGGACGUGCGCCACGUCCCAUUGAAGAGGCUCGUGCGAUGAGAAGAGCGACUCAGAGAAAAUUCAGAGAGAGAAAACGAGCGGAGAGACGAGAAGCAGAGAGAAUCAGAGCUGAGGAAGAAAAAGCUGAAAAAGAACGCAAAAGAGCUCAAAAGGCCACCAUUAAUGGUGGUGGCGACCAAAUUGAGGCAGAGAGAAUGAAGGUUCAGGAAGAAAUAUCUGGAAAGGAAUGUAAAGAAGGGCAAAAAGAGGCGAAUACUGGCAGUGAAGAGGAUAAGUUCCCGCGCACAAGGAAAGCGGGUGGAAACAGAAACCGAGUUCAGCAGCCUCAUCACCGUGUUCUUAUGCGCGACAAACAGCUGUCCAAACGGAAGCAAGUUGCCGAGAAAAAAGAGCAACGUCACACGAUAAGCAGUGGCGGAGAGAAGCAGGUGGCGGUAUCCGGCUCGUUAGGGCCAUUCUCGCUUCUUCUGCAGGCGUUCAGUAUCGACAUUGCCACAGUCCUAAAAGCUAUUCAGCAGACCGGCACGACUCCAUCCUCCGUAUCAUCGACAAGCACCAGUGUUGGCCCUAACACUGGCGCCUCUGUGGAGAGCAAGGAAGUUAAUUCAAAUGAAGAACAGCCUCAGGGACAAACGUGCGGUGGUGUUGAAAGAAUGGAGGCGCAAAGGGAAACCGUUGGCGAUGAAACUCUCAAUCCUGACUUGCAUAUCUCCACAUUAGACAAACAAACCUCAGUAGUGGCAAAAAAUCACGAAGAGGCUGAACAAUCUACCGACACUGAAUCACGAGUUAAUAAGGAAAAACACAGCGAAAUUAGCGAUACCCUUGAACUUGAUAAUACAGAUACGGAAUCAUCUCUUCGCAAAGAAAUUCCAGAUACCAGGACCAAUAAAGAGGCACCCGGACCAGGUGAAAAUGCCCAUUCUGGCUCGGAUCGAGUGGGAGCUUUAAAUAAACCACCUGCAGCCGGUUCUGCUGUUCUAGCAAGCCAGGCUGCGCGCAGGCGUGCACCGGCGAUUCCUCCUCUUCCCCCGUGCUACACAACGCUAAAAACUUACAAGUCCCUUCAACUGCUCCGCCCUCAUUUGCAGAAAAUCGCCGCCAUGCUAAAAACAGUUCCCAGAGUUAGCAGUACAGUCUCAUCAACUUUUGGGCAGUCUUCUUCAUUAAACAAAUCCGGUAGUCAUGGGAACGAGGAGUCAAGUGGGACAUCUGGGUGUGGAAACGAGGUUACGGGUGCAAAUCAACCGAAUCGUUCUAAUUUAGUGAACAAAACUGAUGAUAACGAGGGCAGUUUGAGCGGUGAAAUCGCGAACAAUCGCGAUGUAUCACUUGAAAAUCCACUCGAUAAAGAAGGGAACAAUGUGUCAGAAUUGAAUAACGAAUCCUCUCUAUCAGUUGGCCACGAGGCUAAGCUAUUAAAGGGUACUGAAACAGCGGCAGCGCAAAGUCGCUUUAAUCGUAAUGGGAAAAAAGAAACACUGUCAAGUGAAAAUCCUAGUCCUUCACCAAUGAGAGUCGUUACACCAACGGCGACAGUUAACGAAAAAGGAAACGGAUCAUCCACAACCGGUGUUGUGACCAACGGACCUGUUCAGAGCAAUAGACAACAGACUGAAACAGUCAUUCCUUUAAAUAACACUUCAUAUCGAAAUUCCUACGAGUACAGAAUGCUAUCUUCGCGAUUCAACUCUUUAUUCUGUUGGCCAGCUCUCCUUUCGAGAAUUCCAGUUAAUCGUUCUUCUCAAAUUGGACCUGUUUUCGCUGAGAGGCAUCCUCCUCCCAGAGGGGGGAUCCAGAGCACAAAACCUAAAAUACUGACCUUUAGGCGUAAACAACGUGGCCUUGCUGCAGUGAGAAUGGCCUCUUCGGCGUCGUUUUCGACUCCGGGCCAACAGAUGGUCUCAUUGGGACAAGGAUUUGCUAUAAAGAAGAAUGUCCCACCCACUCAGCCGCACAAGGAAACGUCCCGGUCGAAGGAUGUGGUCGUUGCAGCUUCUCAGUUGCUAUCACUUCAAGAGUCGACUCGAUCGUUAUCAUUGUCUACUGCCAAGAAUAGACCUUGUAACACGCAUCAAAAUAAAAGAAAGAUUACCCCUGUAAAACGAUAUUCCAACCAAGAGUGCGAAGCCAAAAAGAAAAAAAUUGUCCUCAGUUCGGAUUCGUAUUCUUCGCCUUCAGAGGAUGAUGACGAUGACGAAGACGAGUCCGAUUAUGUACCCGGCAAGGAAAUCCGCAACGUUAGGGAAUUUCGUCCAGCACCGAACACGCGCCGAUCCUCUUUACGGAAUAUGGUGCCCCAAACUCCGAAAGAUUCUCUAUCAGUAUCAAGCGUCCAGGCCGGCGCGUCCUCUUCUACCACAGGAAAUGUAGCUAAUAACGCCGAUGAAAUUAUCUGGGAUGAUCAUGGAAACUCAAUCGAUCACAAUACGAAUGAAACUGGGCCUUCGUUUCAAGGCGACAUCAACGAAAGAGUACGCCAAGUUGAGGAAGUAUCGGAACAAGAUGUAAGUGAUGUCACCAGACCGCAGAACAACAAUACAAGCAUAUCGUCAUCGAAAGGGAAUGCGAUGCCCAAAAGAACUGGGGGAGCUCGCUGGAGAGCAAUGCUCCCGAGAGUUAAUGAUUCUGGAGACACUGACGUCGAUACAGAGUAGAAUAUGCUAAACUUGUCGAUGUUCAACCUAGUUUUGUCGACUAUUAUAGAUUUUGAUCAGCUUUCUGACCCUCCACGCGGACCUUUAGACUGAAACUGUUUAACACCUUUUAAAUGUUGCUUUGAGAAAUAUCUAUUCGUUGUUCUUUGUAAACAAUAAACAAUAUAAUUUUGCAAAAAAUAAAACACGAGAUGUUGGUAA
Messenger RNA from Pocillopora verrucosa, 4978 nucleotides. RefSeq names its product myb-like protein A. The record is from RefSeq and is a predicted model, not a curated record. Gene Ontology annotation, molecular function: RNA polymerase II cis-regulatory region sequence-specific DNA binding; RNA polymerase III type 3 promoter sequence-specific DNA binding. Gene Ontology annotation, cellular component: snRNA-activating protein complex. Gene Ontology annotation, biological process: snRNA transcription by RNA polymerase II; snRNA transcription by RNA polymerase III. NCBI's taxonomy places the organism in Eukaryota, Metazoa, Cnidaria, Anthozoa, Scleractinia, Pocilloporidae.